AAUUAAGGGUGACAUUGAUGAGCAAGAACAAGGGGGGAUUAUCAGGAAAUUAGAGGUGGUUUAAUUGAAUUUGGAUUCCAAAGCGAAGAAUAUGAAACAUGAUGAACUGCCAAACAUGUAAAUAGUAGAAUCCCCCCCUCAUUAUUAAAGAGCGUUUGAGAUUAUUUCAUUUCAUUCGCUUAUUACCCAUAAACCAACCCCAAUUCAAUAUCUCAAAAAACAAAAACAUGAAAAAUAAAAUGGUUUUGAUAAUGGGUAUUUGCGAAUAAAAAAACAUUGUGUUCUCGACGGAAACAAGAACAAAAACAAAACCAAAAAAAAGAAAAAGUAAAAAGAAGGAUGAGCACAAGGAACAGAAGCCAAGUUUGGAGCGACCCCUCGGCUGAUAUGGAGAGUACCGCUACCAUGGCCUCCUCCAAAAGGCUUUACCAAGUGUGGAAGGGUAACAAUAAAUUUUUGUGUGGAGGAAGAAUUGUGUUUGGACACGAUGCUGGAUCACUAUUUCUAACAUCAUUUCUAAUCGGAGGACCUGCAAUAGCUUUCUGCAUAAAAAUGCUUGUUAUGAUCAACGAUGAUAAUCCAAGUUUUGUCUUUCCAGUACUCAUUGGAGGAAUUAUCCUCACUGUUUUGGAUUUUAUAUUUCUAAUGAUGACAUCGGGUAGAGAUCCAGGAAUAAUACCGAGAAACACACACCCACCAGAAGCAGAUGAAGCAUUUAACAUGUCAACUCCAUCAACAGAAUGGAUUAAUACAAAAGCAGGUGCUUUAAAACUACCAAGAGUUAAGGAUGUCAAAGUCAACGGUUAUACAGUAAAGGUCAAAUUCUGUGAUACUUGUUUGCUCUAUCGUCCUCCUAGGGCUUCUCACUGUUCCAUCUGCAAUAACUGUGUCCAGAAGUUUGAUCACCAUUGCCCAUGGGUUGGCCAAUGUAUUGGAUUGAGAAAUUAUCCAUACUUCAUAAUGUUUAUAUCGACAUCAACGGCAUUGUGUAUAUAUGUAUUUGUGUUUUCAUGGAUAAACAUUCUACGGAAAGAGGAAAACCUAGGAACGGCCAUAUCCCAUGAUAUCCUAUCUAUCAUCCUCAUUGUGUACUGCUUCAUUUCCAUUUGGUUUGUUGGUGGCCUUACAGUUUUCCAUUUCUAUUUGAUUUCCACAAACCAGACAACGUAUGAGAAUUUUCGAUAUCGUUAUGAUAAAAAAGAAAAUCCAUUCCGAAAUGGAAUACUAGGGAACUUUGGAGAGGUUUUCUGCUCCAAGAUACCUCCUUCCUUGAUCAAUUUCAGGGCAUGGGUAUCAGAAUUUGAUGAACCAAUAGUGUUGUCAUCCUUUAGGUCAGAAAGUGAAAUGGACUACAUUGGCUCAAAAGACCAGAAAUUUGACCUAGAAAUGGGAAAGUUCGGGAAAGAUAAUAUCCCAAGUAUAUUGCAGAAUUUGGAUUACAGUGGACUUGAUGAUUAUGAUGAUAAUGAGGAUCCAAAAAAGAAAGUUGGAGGUGGAACUAAUGGUGGAUUGAAUUCACUUUUAUUUCCAAUUGGUCAAGAACAGAGACAAUAUUCACAACAACAAAGUUUCAUGACCCUUGGAGUUAAUACUAUUAAUGAUGAAAAGAGGACUCAAUAACUCUCAUUUUAGAUGAUUUCAUAUAUUUGUAAUUUGGUUUUUCAUGAAGAGAAAGAAGGUAGCAUUGCUUCUUGUUUGCUUAAUUAAAUUUGUGCCUUUAACUUCUGAUAUA
Messenger RNA from Ziziphus jujuba (common jujube), 1732 nucleotides. RefSeq names its product probable protein S-acyltransferase 1. Gene Ontology annotation, biological process: peptidyl-L-cysteine S-palmitoylation; protein targeting to membrane. The transcript has 5 exons. The record is from RefSeq and is a predicted model, not a curated record. Lineage: Eukaryota; Viridiplantae; Streptophyta; Magnoliopsida; Rosales; Rhamnaceae. Gene Ontology annotation, cellular component: Golgi apparatus; endoplasmic reticulum. Bases 340 to 1620 code for a protein of 426 amino acids. Gene Ontology annotation, molecular function: protein-cysteine S-palmitoyltransferase activity.